This is a messenger RNA of Scutellospora calospora, 369 nucleotides long. The record is from the annotation of a GenBank genome assembly. Lineage: Eukaryota; Fungi; Glomeromycota; Glomeromycetes; Diversisporales; Gigasporaceae.
AUGCGCUGCGAGGACCUUCAUGUCAAUGUGCAAGAUGCGAGUGGUGACAGGAUCUUGGCCGGCUCAACUCUGAACAAGGAUCCUACUACCUGGAAUACAAGGAGGAAGACGUACACAACUAUCUCGGCGCGGCCAAGGCAACGAAGAAGUAUCCGAAGACUCCCAAGGUUCCCAGACACGCCAACCCUGACAGUUGCCGUAUCUACGGCAGCAUGGAGGGCAACAAGGUCCAGGGUGACUUUCACAUUACGGCAAGAGGCCAUGGUUACAUGGAGAUGGGCCAGCAUCUUGAUCACAGCGCGAAAAUCACUUCCAGAAAUUCCAGUACUACCUCUCGGUGGUCCCCACAGUCUACACGACCGACCCCAA